Messenger RNA from Symbiodinium natans, 2553 nucleotides. Lineage: Eukaryota; Dinophyceae; Suessiales; Symbiodiniaceae. The record is from the annotation of a GenBank genome assembly.
AUGCAAAUGGAGCCACCUGAGCCAGCCAAAGGCGACACGGCAAAGAAGACAGAGGACGCGAAGUCCUUCUUGCUGCGGUUGCGCGGGUCCAAUCUGCGCCAAGCUUGCACAGAUUGUGCACAAGCGCUGGACGAUGCUGCAGACUUCGAGGCAAAGUUCUUGGUCCUCGACACUUGGAUUCGCACCUUCGAUGGAGAGCCUUUGCCAACCGUCUCAUUGCAUCCGCCAGCCAAAGACGAGCCUCCGAAGGAUGCAGAGCGAGAAACGGGCAAAGACGGAGGGGAAGGCAAGGAAGGUGAUCAGCUGUGGCCUCUGGGCAUCUUUCCGACAUGUACAUUGAAGUCGCCUGAAACCGAGGCGGCAUCUGAGGCUCCAAAGGAGAUUCCAAAGGAGAUGCCUCGCUUCGCCAAGUACAAGCGGCUUAAGGAGGCUUUGACCCUCUUCGCUGAACGCUUUGGCCAGGACCCGUUUACGUCCGUAGUGCCGGCAUUGCUGAAGGCGGCCGCUGAGCUGGCGGAUGAAAGCAGAGCGGCUGCGCAGCUCCCUGUACCCCCGCAGCCCAAGGUUGCAAGGCCAUGUCGCAUCCGACGUGAGCCAGUUGCAGAGGCCUCAGAUGACAAAGUGUCUCCCAAAGCAGGAGCGGUGUCUGAGGCCGACGAGAAUCCAGUGGACAAGGUCGUUACGCUCUCGGCCUCCAGUGUUUACUCCUUGCUUGCCAAUGCGGCCUUGCUAAACGUGCAAGGCUUCUUUGAUUUGCAGAAGCUGUACCUGUCUUCGGCAAAGGCCGCCCCCCAGAAAAUCUUGUGCCUGCUUGCCUACUUCCACUUGGGCUCGGAGGCGAGUGACCGCAACAUCGUUUUUGAAAGAGCGGUAUCCUCCGAUGAAACCGUUCGAUCGUACCUUCCAGAUCCCAUCAGUCCGCCGUCGGAGGAGGUGAAGGCGCCGCCGUCAGAGGAGCCGCCGUCACAGGAGGUGAAGGAGCCGCCGUCACAGGCACAUGAGGUGAAGGAGCCGCCGUCAGAGGUGAAGGAGCCGCCGUCAGAAGAGGUGAAGGAGCCACCAGCACAGGAGGUGAAGGAGCCGCCGUCCGAGGAGGUGAAGGAGCCACCGUCACAGGAGGUGAAGGAGCCGCCGUCAGAGGACGUGAAGGAGCCGCCGUCAGAGGAGGUGAAGGAGAAUGGAGGUGGAGGUCCUCCAGUCCAAGAAAGCAAAGGUGAGGUGCAGGACCCAGCGGCCAAGGAGACAGACGGUUGGGCCGAAGAGGAAUCCGGAAACGAAGGUGCGGAACUUCCUGCAGUAGCCUUCACCGCUGAUUUCGCCACAGCCCUUGACGGCUGUCAAGGCGCAAUCAUUCUACUGAGCAGUGCUGGCAGCUUUGGAGCCAUUGCAGACGUCAAGACUCCUCCUGAGGAGGUGCCUCUCUGGGAAUUGCCCGAGUUGCUUUGCUCAAAGCUGGUUCUCGGAAGCAAGCCGCUCACUGACAGUGAGGUGGUGGUGGUUCGUGGUGUUCGACGCCUGAACUGCUGCAUGACAGAGGGCCCGCUACUACACCUGGCAGAGGGCCGUCCACCGGAAUCCGUGUUGGACAUAGCAGCGAUGGACAUCCAACGCCACAUGGACGACAGGCGUUUUGCCAUCGACUCUCUUCGGCACGACUCGGUGAAGUGGUCCUCAUGCUUCCGGCGAUUGGCAAAGGACGUGGUGGCAGUCAGCCAUCCCCCUCUCAUAGGUGUGGACAGGCACUGGUCUUAUGCAAUGCAGCUGCUGGCUGCAGGACAUUGCCAGACCUGCAGCAACACCAAGCCAAAGCUACGCUAUGGGCUCAGCACGGAGGGCUACGCAACAGCGGCUGCUUCCACCGAGCUGUCUCCAGCGCAGGUCAAAGAAGCCAAGCACCUGGAGGCGCUGACGGGUCGGAUGGCUUCCUGGAGGCCUCGGGACCUCCUCCGGCUCCUGGCCUUGUUUCCCUUCGCCCGAGCCGGCGAUGUGAAGUUCCACGCCUUCUGGACGCAGAGACUGCGAGACAGGACGCUCGAGAACGGAGGACGCCCAAGCAGAUCAGAAGUGGCGAGCAUACGCUACAGGCAGGCUGAACUCUGGCCUCCUGAGCCGCCGCGCGAGCCAUCACCAGAGCCGCCCCCGAAGGUGGAACAGCCUGAUGAGAUCAAAGACCCUGAGCCGGCAAAGUCUGAGGUUCGGGAGGAGAGAGGUCAGAAGGAAACUGCGCCCUCGACCUUUCAGUCCUACAAGAGGAAGGAGAGGGAUCAGCGGGAUCAGCGGGAUCAGCGGGAUCAGCGGGAUCAGCGGGAUCAGCGGGAGCGAAAGGAGCCGAAGGAGCAGAGGGAGCGGAAGAGGGAGAGGUCGGACAGGAGGGAAGACAAGAGGGAAGACAAGGGCAGGCGGGAUACCUCCUGGGAGAAGAAGGCCGAGAGGAAGGAGAAGAAGGCAAGUCGAAGGUCUUCCCCCAAGAGGAGCAGGAGCCGAAGCCGCAGCCGAAGGAGGAGGUCACGGUCUCGGCGCAAGCGACCAGCGUCACGAGAGAAGCGGAGGUGA